AUGGCUACAGCUCGGAUCCUGGCCCGUCUCCCGGCUGUGGUCUCAUCGCCGCAUGCCCGUCGGGUGGUGGCGAGGGCAUUGGGACCACGGCUGGCGGCAUCACGGGCGCGGGCAGGGGCUCAGGCACGGGCAAAGGCAGCACAAACGAGCUCUAGGUCCGGAAGCGGGAGCAGCUCUUACUCGACAAGCUCGAGCUAUGAGUCGGCGUCGGUGUCGUUGUCGGCGAGCUCGGCCGCAACCGGCAGCACCUUUGGCGCCAUGCUCAACGAGACUGUUGUCGAGUGGGCCAACACGGAUGUGACGGUGGUGGAGAAGGCUUUCACCAAAGAUGGUGAUAACGUUGCUCUGCUGGGAGGAGACAGUCCGCCGACAGCGAGCCCGCGCCGCCGGAUUCCUAACAGCGCCAUGCCAGCACCGCAUGCCGUAUUUGUGGCGCCGUGCAAGUCACAGGAGCGAUUUGCUGCCUCGAUUGUCGGCGCGAGGCAGCAACGAGCCAAGGGGUUGGCACUGUCGAGCAUGCGUGAGCCUGAGCCGCCUGCAGAGGCGCGGCGCAGGUUGGUGGGCGCCGGAGGACUGGCCUCACCGCGGUACCGGUCGCUGACGCUCCGGCGCGAGCCGGUGCGGCUGCGGCCGGUGGAGGACGAGACACGACAUGAUGCGGCAGUUGUUGGACGGAUUUGCAACGAUGUCCAGGUGGCGCAGGCGGCGCAGGCGUUGGAAGAUGCGGCGCACUCGAUUCUGGUCGAGCGGCAGAAGAAGAUCUUGGUCCGCGCUGAGCGGCGCAAGCAGUUCUGGUCGAUUCUCGCCAACCGCAAUCGUGCAGCGUCGGAUCGAACCACGGCCGAGGUGGAGCUGCUGUAUGACAUGCUUCGCGGUGUUCGCGGGCUGAUGUCGUUCAACAAGGCUGUGCUCCGGAAGCUCUGCCGGGUCUGCACCCUUGUCCGGUUUGAGGACUGGUCGGUUGUGUUCAAACAAGGCGAUGUGCCCGAGUCAUGGUACGUCGUUCUCACCGGAGCUGUUGAUGUCGUGGUGGCACAGAAGAAGAACUUUGGCUCUGCCGCUGAGCUAGGGAGUCGUGGCAGCAACGGCAGCAAGACCGAGUCGGACUCGGACUCUGGCUCGGGCUCGGGCUCGGGCAGAGACCUCGAAGCGCUGCAGAUUACUGGCUCGGACGUGCUGGGAAAGACGGCGUACGAGCUUGCCCUUCACCGGGCAAAGCGCAGGUUCAAGAUAUCGCUCUUUGACAUUGCGCUCUUUGUCAUUUUCAAGAAGCGGCUGAUGGUGGCGGCGGCGGCCAAGGCUGAGUAUGCGCAGCGAAUGGCGAAGGACCCGCGGAUGGCCCACCAGGUCGGCUCGCUGUCGAUGGGCAAACGGACGGGAGUCCGGUUUGACGUCCGCACCGGAACCUGGAUCAAGAGCCGGCUUUGGACGCUGCUCUGCGAUGCGACCCGUAACGGCUUUGGUCGCGUCCUCCGCAUCAUCAACCGGCUCGAGCGGGUCAAAGCGUACGAGAGUCACAAACUUCGCUCGCGACGCAACCGCAAACUCUUCUUCCGUCGCUUCAAGAUGGGCGCCAACUUUACCCGUGGAGGCGCGGUAGCGCCAUCCAAACUCAAGGCCGCGAGCGGGAAGAGCAGUGAGAAAAUACGUGGCAAGGGCAAGGGCAAGCGCUCGGCAAGCUCGGCAUCAGCCAGUGAGCUGGUCAGUUCUGCGGCCGCGUCCGUCGGUUCUGGCGGCUCUGUCGACGGUGGAGACUCCCAGCCAGCCACAGAGGUUCAUGAGCUCGGGCGCACGCGCCCUCCUGCGCGGAUCACGCUCCUGAAAGCGGCAACAACGCGCGGCCGUGCGCCGACGCUUCAGAGUCAGCGAUCGGUGCGAGCGUUGCUGUCGGAAAAGCAGGCGCGAAAUCUAGAGGCGCGGCAGUCGCUGACGAUGGUGACCAAGAUGCGGUUGCUGCAGCGAAAAGAGUCGACGCGGCGCAAGCUGCUGACGCGUGAGGCACGGAUCAACGCGCAGUCGAUGACAAACUUGGCGGUGUCGACCUCGAGCGCAGGCUUGAGCACCGGUGCGUCAAUGGCGUCGAUUAGCUCGGGAGGCGCGCCGGUGGUGCGUCGGCCAUCGAUGGUGACAAUGGUGUGGAGCACGCGGCAGGGCCGGAGGGCGUCUGUAGCGCCGCCGCCGGGAGGUGUGCGCUCACGUCUGGAGGAGCGGCAGAAGAUGCAGCGGGAGCAGCUGCGGAAGCAGCAGGACAUCGAGCAGGCACAGUCGCGGUUUGCACGGAUCAAGCACCGCGAGUCGGAGGCUUCGAUUCGGGCUGACUCAAUUUCGAGCUCGCGCGGGCUGCUGGCGUCAAGCUCGAUGCUUAUGCCGUCUGGACCGUCGGUGGAGGGGCUUGCAGCGUCGGCCGGAGCACGCUCGAUCUCGGUCUCGCGAUCGGACCUGCUCAAGCACGGUGAGGCUGUGCUGGCGCAGCCGUCGCUCGAUGACAUCCGGAGAAUACGUGGCGGUGGCGGUGGCAGUGGGUGCUCGAGCGCGUCGGAUGCGAGCUCACUGCCGUCAGAGCCAUCGUAUCCGUCAGACUCUUCGGACUCGUUUGAUGACAAUACGUCGUCAUCACGGUUGGGCUACGAUGAAGGCCGGCGUCGGCGGCAGCGGCAGCGGCGGCGGCGGCGGACAACACACGAGUCAAGCGGGCAAGGCGAUACGACGAGUGCCGGUGUGACGCCACGUACACCACGUACACCACGGACACCGCGCGGAGGCACUCGCCGUGGUCCGCGCGCGCGAAAGAUGAGCGUUAUGGUCGAGACCGAGGCUGUGACUGGAUGGGGCGAAACGCUGGUGCUUGCCGAGGGUGCCGACGGCGCUGUGCCGCGGGCGGACCUAGGCACAGCGCCCGCGCCGGGCGUGACUAUGGAGGUGUCACGUGCCGACGACGAAGGGUCGAAUCAGAGCCGCCCGGUCAGCAGCCACGGUGGUUCAAGUGUGGCAGCGAGCACGACCGGUGCCAGUGGCGGCAGCGGGACGAGCGACGACGGCGGGAUCCACAUCAAGAACCUCGGCGAGCUGGGCGCGCUUGAGAUGGACGAGGGUAGUGGGGAUGGCGGCGAGUCGAACGACUCGUCGCAAGAGUCGUCGAUCGACAUUCCGGACGAGGUCCGUGACUUGUACAUGGGUGGCGAGCUGCUUGCAACGCUUGAGUCUGGAGUUGGGUUUGGUGAGCUUGGCCUCGUGCGCAAGCAGCCGCGAUCUGCGUCGAUUGUGGCGACGCCUGGCACGUGCCUGCUCCAGGUGCGCGCCUCAGACUACAACCGGAUCAUGAAGUUCCAGAUCAAGGGCGACACAGAUGCCAAGCAGUCGUUUAUUCUUGGCUAUGACCUGUUUUCGGACAACUGCUCGCGCGCAGACAUCCAGCGGCUGGCGGACAAGCUGCUGUUCGUGCAGUACAAGCCAGGCGACGUGCUGUACCGAGCACAGGAGCGGUCGCGGCAUGUGUACUUUCUCAAGAAGGGCUCUGUUCAUGUCGACCGCGCGCUUUCGGCCGAAGCCAAGGACCGCAGCGAGCCGGUCAAGCUGGUGCGGCUGCAGGACUUGACGCGCGGAGCGCUGUUUGGGUUCCGGGUCGACAGCCGCGAGAUGACACUUGAGACGGUGACCGCCGGCGAGCACGGGGUCGAAGUCGGCAAGCUUCCGCGGCACGACCUGCUACACUUUGAGCACGCGCUCUUCCACCGCAAGCUUGAGGAGCACCUGUAUGCAACGACGAUUCCGGAAGAAAAGCUCCGCGAGAUGUACAAGGAGCAGGUGCGGGCAAAGCGGUGGAAGGCGUAUCGCGACAAGGUGGUCGGCGGGGUGAUCGAGCAGCUGGAGCGCGACCGCGAGCCGCUGUUUGUACCCGGCGGCAUUGCGCCAUCGGAGCGGAACUCCAAGUACCCACACAUUGCCCAGCGAGCGCGGGAAGAGCUGCUUCCGCCGAUGACGAUGCGGUUGAAGUAAACGGCCGACGGCAGCGGGUGAGGUGAGCUGCUCGUCACCACUUGAGUGAUGACGACGAAGCGUCCGAGGCGACAGAGUCCGAGUCAUCGGACGACGACGACGAGAGCUCCGGAACCGGCGAGCCACGGCGGCGGCGGGCGAG
Molecule: messenger RNA, 4138 nt
Organism: Thecamonas trahens ATCC 50062
Lineage: Eukaryota; Apusomonadida; Apusomonadidae
Exons: 2
Coding region: 1-3996 (1331 amino acids)
Source: RefSeq, a predicted model, not a curated record